AGCGAAGGCCCUGUUGCCGGUCCCUGCCCAGCUGCUCGCCAUUGCCCCAGAGCUCGGGAUAAGAGAGCAGGAGCCCGAUGUGUUGAAACAAACACACAGAAAGGCAGUCUCCCGCAUUCCUUUGGAGUCUGGAAUAAGAGCAGGUCCAUCUCUUCCUAAAAAUACAUCAUCCCUACGGAGUAUUGCCCCUGUGGAAGCACAGGGAGACACUGUCCAUGAUGAAGCUCCAACAUGUCCUGCGCCUCCUGUCAGGCAGCCAGCAGCCCCAGGCUACAAUCAGGAUGUUGCACAGUGGAACUGCUCCCAUCAGCAGCAGAUCUGGAUGAAGACUGAGUUUGAGACAUUGGGUCUGUGGCCAGGGUCACGUCCAGUACGUCACCCAAUGAACAUGAUUACCCUGUGGCGCUAUCCACCUCAGCCUGAGCUCAUAGACAAUAUUGCUGCACUGCCUUCGCCCAAAUAUUUUCAGCUCCACCCAUUCUUCAUUUGGAAGCCGGAGCAUGCAAUCAUGGAGAGGGUGAGGAACAAUUUUGUCCUGCCCUGCCUUCAUGGUUGUCCCAACCCUCAGGUAGCUUCUUCUGGUGUUGGACGGCCCAGAGUGAUCAUCGGCACCAGUGGUCAGUACUAUCUCUUUGCUUCACGGCUCACCUGUAAAGCCUGUAAGAGGUACUGGCAUGCUGACAAACCCCAAUGGCUGGAGAUGUUGCCAAAGCGCUUCAAUAACAUUGUGCCAGCCUUCCUGACGCACAAAAAAGCCAUCUGCAAAUCGGUGAUGGAUGAGCUGAGACGCAGUGGCAGAUCACCGGAGGACAUGACCAAGCAGCUGACAGAGGCGGUCCAUCUUAAGUAUGAGCGAGCUCAUCUGGCCUACCUGCUGAGUGUGCAGAACAUCAGGGAUGCUGAGGAAGGAGCCUACGGCCAGAAGACCAUCACUGGGCACCUCAGACAGGCAGACACUCCAGCUUCAUUCGGGGGAUAUUCAGAUGCUGAUGGCUGGCGGGGAGUGUCUCUUUCUUCGCACUACCUGGUCAACUGCCAGGUCCAGGAGUAUCAGAGGCAGGAGCAGCUCCUCACACUACUGCUGCAGGGGACCUUUGGACGGGCACUGAGGUCGGAUCACACUCGGAAAGUGGCGAGGAAGGUCGUGCUGUCGUCUGGCACCAUGUCUUCCUACGCCAUCAUGAAUGAGAACUGGAUGAUCCUGAGCUGGGUGAUGCUGCAGUCAGAGUGUGAUCGGUCCCUUCAUCUGGUGUAUCAGGGACUGGCUCAACGCUACACUGCAGCUGGAGUGGAGAAGGCAUGCUGCCACUGGGUGGACAGGGACUGCUGUGCUGCCUUCAAGGUCCUGGACACCAGAGCUCAGGAGCACCUGUCAUGGGACUGCUGGAAGACCACAGAGGCUAUAGUCACAGAGGCCACCUCUGGAAACCUCGCCAACACAAGUGCCGCAAGGAACAAGUUUAAUGUAGACAUUAGCAUCAAGUUAGACUUGUUUCAUUGUAUGCGCCGGCUUACCAGAGAGUGUGUGUCAGAGCAUCAUCCUCUGUACAGCUCCUUCUGCCAGUUCCUCUCUGCAGCCUUUCUCGUUGUGGACCAGGGGGAUCUCGAGAGGCUGAAGGACGCUUACACCUUCUGUGGAAUCUCUCCUGCCAAUCCAACCAAGCAGCACAUGAGAGAUCACUGCAGGACACAGGUGCCACAGCCCAGAGAACUGCUGCAGAGAGUGGAAGACGUCCUCCAUCACUUCCACCUGGCAAAGGACAUGAAUGAUGUGCUCCUCUAUAAGGCCUCCAUGUUCAAGGUGUGGAGGAUUCAGCGGAUACACAUCUUAAGAGGCUGCUUGAGCGACCCUGAGGUGGAGGAGGGGAUCCUCUACAGAUACGGUGGCACCUUGCAGCUUAAUUACACCAAGGGCGAAGGAGCGGCUGUACCUGUUUGGAUCCCUGUUAGAGGCACGUCUCAGCAGGAGGGCUUCCACUGUCACCAGGCCCAGUGGGUGACUGGCAACCGGGUGUCCACUGAGCUCUUCCAGGCCCAGGCCAUGACUGGAGUGGUGCGCUGGAACUUUCAGAGGCUUGUGGACCUGAAGCAGCCUGGUGUGGAGCUGCCAGCUGUGUUUGACCCCCUGCUCAUUUGGGAACUGAACGCAGCCUGUCAAAGGGUGACAGGGGUGCGAAAAUACCCAGCUCUGCACAUCUCAAACAGGGACACAGGGGAGAGAUUCGGGCUGCAGUACGUGGAGCCAGGCUGUCGUCCUGUGGUUUUAAACUGGGACAAACACAGGACACAGCACAACACCUCUGCUGCUGUAACCGUGGCAACACAGCUGCACUCCUCUGCCCUGGAUGAAGUGCAGGACAUUGUUGCGGGCACAGACUCUCAGGAGACCAGUGAUGGCACUGUCCAGGACAACCCAGUGGGAGCAGUGCCGAUCCUCAGUUUCCAGCCACCUAUGCCAGCAUCUGCCACAGCCAAAGAAGAGCCUCACCCUUUGAUGGAUACAGACCUGCGAGGGGUAGCGCCACUGCCCAUAUCCUCCUCUCCUCGAGCCGCCCGCACUGGACCCAUUAAGACGGGAGGCCUGGUUCAAGUCCUGGACCACGGCCGGUGGACGGCCCCCAUGAGAGCAGCCAUCGAUGGGCUUCUGGCUAAACAUCAUGGAGCCAAAGCUCUUCUGAAGAGGGUGGAUGCGGAAUAUGCUGCCAUGGUGCAGAGGGCGUGCACGGAUCCCAACAGCCUCCUUCAUCCGACCACAGGCCAGCAUAUCUCCAGAUAUGUCAAGCAUCUGGCCAAGCUGAAAAACACCAGCUCCUCUCUCAACACCAGCCCAGAGAAGGUUUUAGAGACUCAGCAGCUGUGGCAGAGUUUGACCACAGGCAGCAAAACAGUGUGUGUACCCGUCACAGCCCUGCCUCCUGCGACCGUCAACCCUCCAGCUGUGGCUCCCCCCCCGGAGGAGUCACUGAGCCGGGCCACAGUGGAGAAGAUCGUGUCAGAGAUCCUCCAGAAACAGCAGCAACAACCAAGGCAGGAGAGAAAGGUGCCCAGAAACUGUUUGUCCUGUGGUCAGCCAAAGUCCAGGUACCUUGGCGAUGGAUCCACUGUUCACUUUUUUUUUCAGUCCCCUGAGGUGAAGUACUUUUACUGCUCCGAACGGGUCUUUAAAAUGUAUAGAGAGGAAGGCCUCAAAGACCCCAGGAUGUCUUUUGUGGACUUUGCUGCCUCCCCCUUUUUUGCCAGGGAGCUUGAGGCUGUAAAAGAGAGGAGUGCAGCGUGGAAGAAGGUGGCAGAGGAGAGGACAAAGCGAAAGUCUGCAGUGCAGCUUCCAACAGGUCGCCUGUGCAGAUUCUGUCACCAACCACUAAAGCAGGGUCCUGUCAGCCCUCAUGUCCAUGCCUGUUUCCCUGACAUCCCAGGGAAAUACAUAUACUGCCCCUCCAGAGUGUUGUCCCUUUACAAGGACAAGGGCAUGGUCAAGGAGAUGACCUGGAUGGAGUUCCAGCAGUCAGACUUUUUUGAGGCAGAAAGGGUCCGAUGGGUUUCAGAGAAGAGGAGUUGAGGAGGACUAAUAGUCCUCUUUUCUGAAAUGAAAUGAUUAGACCUUGACUAAUCAUUUCAUAAUAUCAUAUAUGUUUACACUUUCUAUUAAAUAUAUUCUGUACAUUUGUAUUGUUCCUUUGCUUAUAUAUUAUCUCAGUUUGGACUUUGGGUGUUUAAUAACUAAUAGUCCACUUUUCUAUAAUAUUGUAUAUGUUUACACUUUUUUGUAAAUAUAUUCUGUACAUUUGAAUUGUUCCUUUGCUUACAUAUUAUCUUGAUUUAUCUUCAAUAUCAGUUUGGACUUUGGGUGUUUAAUAACUAAUAGUCCUCUUUUCUAUAAUAUUGUAUAUGUUUACACUUUUUAGUAAAUAUGUUCUGUACAUUUGCAUUGUUCCUUUGCUUGCAUGUUAACUUUAUUUAUCUUCAAUGUCAGUUUGGAUUUUGGGUGUUUAAUUAUUCAGCUCGUGUUCAUGUAGAAUUAAAUAUGACACUUUCAUCGAAGGGCA
Molecule: messenger RNA, 4046 nt
Organism: Gadus morhua (Atlantic cod)
Lineage: Eukaryota; Metazoa; Chordata; Actinopteri; Gadiformes; Gadidae
Exons: 7
Coding region: 323-3559 (1078 amino acids)
Source: RefSeq, a predicted model, not a curated record